AUGGCUAAUUCUUUGCACGCCUCAACAGUUCCUUGUCCUCUCAACAUAUCUGGUAUCAUCGUCGAUUCCAAGAAGUCGAAGCUGGAUAUAGAGUCUGCUAAAGUAUGGAUCGGCGAAUCACGUGUGCCUAUUGAACGCAAAGGAAGAAAGAGUUUACGACGAACGUUUUCUCCACCCAUGGUGCUUUCUUAUGGGGAUACAUUCUCCUUACAUAUGGAUUGCCUUGACAAGCCAUGGUUUAAUACGAAGACCGAAGAUUGUUUUUUCAACCCAGAAGAUAUGUUCCACGUGUAUAGUGCAAGCAAAGGACAAGAAUAUACAACGCAUCAUAACAAAAUCAGAAUCGUGGUCUACUUUUCCAGGAAUCCAACAAUUACUCCUCGGUUCCGAAUUCUAGUGAUAGGAAAUACUGACGUCGGCAAGUCAUCACUAAUCAGCCACGUAUUUGGAGUGGAAGAAAUGAUCGAUUUGCGAGGGGCCAGCAUUGAUCAUGAGUUCAUCUCACCUCAAAACGACAAGUUUGUCCUCCACGGUAGCAAAGGUUUUGGACUCAAAGACAACCUCGAAAAAAUCCGAGAUUUCAUUGACCGUCGGAGGAACAUGUCUCCGGAACAUCAGUUGCAUGCUGUUUGGCUCUGCCUUCAGACACCCCGUACAGGCGGACGUUUGCUAGACACAAGAACGAAGGAAUUUCUGACAUUGAAACGUAGUGGAAUACUGGGAAACGUUCCCGUCAUUGUCGUUCUUACUAAAUACGAUAGGCUCGUCAAUCAGAUACAGCUAACUCUAGACAGAACCUCUCUCAAAGGAUUGAGCAAUGAAGCCAUCAAGGAACUCGCAAAGAAGAACGCAGAAGCCGAGCUGCAGAAUAGCUGCAUCAGACCUCUUGAGAAAUUUGCAGGGUCUAAUAUCCCCCACGCUGCGGUCUCUACCAACGAAGACUAUAAAAAGACACUCACCCACUUGAUUCAGAUAACUGAAAACUGUGUCAGUCAGCAUUCUGCGUCCGAGGCUGCAGUGAUGACCUCCAUCCGAGUCGCUCAACGAAUGGAUCCUGGACUCAAAAUAAAGACAUCAUUCGAGAUUGCCAAGAAAAGAUACCGGAAAGCGUUUUCAUGUUGUUGCACGAUAUUCAAGAAGCACGAGAUGUGGGAUUUUCUACAUUUGCUUCAUACUGACAUCGUCAAUGUGUGGAACUUCUAUGACCUUCAUCAUCACUUGAACAGCCAAAAGUUCAGGGAAUCGAUAAUAAAAAUGGUCGAAGUUGGACCUAACAAAGGACAUCGACACUUCUUCAGCCGCGCGCCAGUGAUUCAGCACUUUAUGUCCUACAUCGUCCACUUAACACUUGUGUCGCAGACACUUUAUUUCGUGUCAGGAAGCAAGGAAAUCACUCCCAGGGCCAUCAAGCUUGCGGUCUCUUCCUACCUCGCCUCCCCAAUGAGAGCAGAGGCUCGUACUUGGAUCCAGGCUUGUGAUAGGCAAUUGACCAUCCUGGACCGGGUGGAUCGGGAUGAAAUUGUUGAGGUGAUACGAUCUUAUAGCAUCAAUGCGACACGAAGGGUCGGACGUCGGGAAACCACACAAAGGGCCGAACGUCGGGAAAACAUUCACCUGAGUGCCCCCAUUAAUACCCCCGCUACCGUAUUUCACCCUACUAUGAAUUACCCUACCACUAUGGACUAUCGUCCUACUAUGAAUUACCCUACCACUAUGAACUAUCGUCCUGCUAUGGACUAUCCUAUCACUAUGGGCUAUCCUACUACCGAACGGUUUACACAUCAGGGUUAA
Molecule: messenger RNA, 1791 nt
Organism: Suillus fuscotomentosus
Lineage: Eukaryota; Fungi; Basidiomycota; Agaricomycetes; Boletales; Suillaceae
Exons: 13
Coding region: 1-1791 (596 amino acids)
Source: RefSeq, a predicted model, not a curated record